Molecule: messenger RNA, 1632 nt
Organism: Sceloporus undulatus (fence lizard)
Lineage: Eukaryota; Metazoa; Chordata; Lepidosauria; Squamata; Phrynosomatidae
Product: glycine N-acyltransferase-like protein 3
Exons: 8
Coding region: 549-1388 (279 amino acids)
Cellular component (GO): mitochondrion
Molecular function (GO): glycine N-acyltransferase activity
Source: RefSeq, a predicted model, not a curated record
CUCUGUCGAGCAACUGCUCCAGAGCUCUCUUGGGCAUUGCGCCCCACUGAAAUCACUUGGGCAAGCCAAAGCCCACUGUCUCUUUCGGGCCUCUUGUUAGCUUAGCCCGCUGGAACUUAGCUCCUAGCCACCGUGGUCGCCGCUUGCUUUCCCCGUUCCCUGCGGCCGUGUUCACCUUCCAACAUCCCUCACAUCCGUCGCUUGGAGAAGACUCCUAAGAAAUUCAUGCCAUCUACAAAGGAAACAGGGUGUAGUUUUCAUCAGGAUUUUUCCAGCAGUCACGAAAGGGUACUUACAUUACUCAGCCUACUCAGAAAUGGGAAGGACAAAUUUUUGCAUCUCUAACCAGAGACUCCUGGUACCUGUUUUAAAACAAUGCAGUCUUGCCUAGACACCCGGCUGGAUCAGGCAAAGGUGCAGAGGAAAGACUGCCUCAGCUUUUUAUUCCUAAAAGAUUCCUUUUAGCAAGAAAAUCUUGUCCACUAUUGGUGUUUGUCAUCCACUCCGUUUCUUCUGAGACCUGCCUUUAGGCUUCUUCAUCCCAAGUGAUGUUGAUUCUCUCCUGUCCUUCCAAACUGUGGAUGCUAGAGGAGAUGCUGAGGAAGUGCCUCCCUCAAGCACUUGUGGUCCAUGGUACAGUAAUGAACAUAAACCGUGGAAAUCCAGCAGGGUAUGAGGUAAUCGUGGAUUCAUGGCCAAAAUUCAAAGCUGUCCUCACCCGACCACGCAGAGAGGUUGCCUUAGAUAACUCAGAUUUGUAUGCCAAUGUGUAUACAGCAUUUUACCAUGAUUUUGAUGUGUAUCGGUCAGUGAUACUAGACACAGAUGUUAUCAACUGGGCUCAAACUUUCCGUAUCCAAGGGAACCAAGAUGGAGUAUAUCAAGUUUCCCAAAAUGCUGCUGCCAUCAAGAAGGUGCAAUUGUCAGCAACGUUCUACAUUACCUAUCUUCAUCCCAAUCCAAAUAAAUUAGCAGUACACCAGCUAGAUCCUGGCUUCACACUUUCCACCCUGAAUGCCUCCCAUGUUCAAUUGCUGAAUGAAACCUGGCCGUAUGGGGGCAAUGAACAAAGCCGUAGGUUCCUGGCCAACAUGGUUCAGUAUUUCUUCAGUGCCUGCAUCCUGGAUCCUGAUGGUCAACCCAUCAGUUGGAGUGUAAUGGAUCCACUUGGGGCAAUGGGACAUGGCUACACUCUGCCUGCACACCGUAGAAAACACUAUUUAGCUGUGGCAGGAAGGUCACUGGCCAUGAAAGCCCAUGCAGCUGGUUACCCAAUAUACGGACAUGUUGCCCUAGAUAACUUCCACAUGCAGGGGAUAAAUGAACGUCGAGGUUACCAGAAAUUAUCUGAGUUGUGUCAUAUCUGUUCAAUACAUCCUGAAAUAUAGGAUAGAAAGAAUGAGAGAGGGCUCCUUCAUAGGUCUGCCUGGCCCAACUGUUACCCAGCCUGCCAUCACUCUGCAGGGGAGAGAGACUUUCACGUUGCGAUCUAAUCCCAUCAGCAUUCCCCAAAAACUGUAUGGACACUUUUAUUGAUUUCAAAAACAAUGUAUCUAAAGUCUUCUCUUCAUCUGAUCAGAUUGUACUCCAAUAAUUAAUAAAAAUCAGUUUUUAAAAAACAUCGGACCACAU